AUGUUACUCAAAAACAUAUACAAUGUUGACACUAUAAUUGUUGAUGAAUGCUCAAUGAUAAGUCAACAAGUUUUUGACAGUGUAAAUAAUGUUUGUAAAAUUAAAGACCCAAGUCGUGAUUUUGGAGUUUACAGUCAAAGGCUUAAUACUGAUAUAGCUGUAAGAGAGCAGUAUCCACUAAAACCUGCAUUUGGACGUACCAUACAUAAAGCACAAGGAAUGACACUAAACCGAGCAGAAGUUGACUGCAGAGAUAUAUUCAGGCCUGGUCAUCUUGGUGUAGCAAUGUCACGUGUAACUACAUCUGCAGGUCUAAGGGUCAUCAACUAUCACCCUAGAUACAUCAUACCUCCACCUCAGACUGUUAAAGAUUUUGUAAAUGAGGCAUCACAACCAGCUUUCCCUGACUUAACAUGUUGCAGAAACUCACACAGUAAAUCUGAAGAUGCUGCACCACUCAGUUUUGAACAAGUUGAUGACAGUUCUGCACAAAGUGCUGAUAUAGAAGAUAUUGACUGUGAAAAUGGUGAUGACGACUUUGAUGAAGAAUUUAAUACAGUUAUAGCCACAAUUAUAUCUGAUGAAGCUGAAUCUGUUGAAUUUGAGAUUCCAGAAGGAUUUGAUAUUGACAGUGUUAUGCAGUCAAUGCUUUACAAAAAAGAAGUAACUGAUACACAUGUUUGUAUAAAUAGAAUUAUUCAUGAAGUUGACAGUCAUAGACUUAUUACAUUUGUCAAAAAACUGUUUCUGAAAUUGGCUAGUUACAUCACAAAGUUAACAGGCAACAAGUCUAUCUCGAAUGGAAUUCCGGAAAAGAAUAUUGUCAGUUUCUACCGCUUGGUACAUGAGUUCAGUACAAGUGCAGAGUAUAGAAUGAGUUGUUUUAUGUUAUUUCAUGGAGAGGAUUUCACAGAUAAUCACAUGAUAGUUUGCUACAACUUAAUAGAAGCUGUUAGGUUGUUCUAUUUAAAGCAAAAGGUUGAUUUGUUGAAAAUUAGCAGCAGUUUUAUUACAAAAAGGCGUGUGACAGACGCAUCCAGAGCUCGUGUACGGUAUGUUGCAGGCUAUUGUUUAGCAUCUCUCAGAAAAAAGUUUAUUAAAAUUCAAACAAGCAAUUUAUGUUCUACCAGCAAGGUAGGUCAGGACAUGUAUAUUGAAGCCAAAUGGAUAAAUUACAUUCUUAACAUCCUCAGGGAAGAUGAACAUUAUUUGAAAGCUCACACUGAAGAGCCAGAUUCAUUACUUGAUAUUGAAAGGAAGCAGUAUGCAUCAAGGGGCUUAAUAAAUUUUCGGAAAGACAUUAAGUCUGCAUAUAGGGUUGAAAAAACUAUGGCUCAUCGUAAGCAGAUUAAGGUGACGACGCAAAAGCAAACUGCUGGUGAAUCAUCAUCCAAUAAAUGUAAAAAUGUCAACAAAACAUCUGUUGUGCACAAUGUUCCAAAAGAGACGGAUUCAUCAGAUGCAAUUGUGGCUGAACCAGGCCCGUCCUUGGAGCCCCAGGCCAGUAUGUCUGACGAACCUGAGCCUGGGCCAUCUGGACUUCAAGCUGGAUCAUCAGACACUGAAGAUACCACUGACUUAUGUCACUUCUGUUUUAUUGACAAAGAUGAUGAAUGGAUACAAUGUGAUUCGUGUAACAAUUGGUAUCAUAGAAAGUGUUUGAAAAUUAAAAGCCUUAUGUUUUCUAUAAAAAGAAUUUAG
Ruditapes philippinarum (Manila clam) is the source of this 1701-nucleotide messenger RNA. RefSeq lists its product as uncharacterized. The record is from RefSeq and is a predicted model, not a curated record. The transcript is spliced from 5 exons. Bases 1 to 1701 code for a protein of 566 amino acids. NCBI's taxonomy places the organism in Eukaryota, Metazoa, Mollusca, Bivalvia, Venerida, Veneridae.